CCUACGGCCAGUGUUCUGUCAUUUGUCGUGUAGCGAUCGGGAGAGUGUGUGGUAUGGUUCGUCGGAGUCGUUACGUGCGACACGGUUCUAUUCGCUUUUCUCCGGACAUUUCUUAUCAGCCCCUCGCGUCAAUAUGGCCUGGCUGUCCGGUCUUGCUGAUAAGGCAGAGAACCUGUUAAAUAAAAUUGACAAAAACACCGCGGCCGUCUUGAAUAAAGAUAAAUACGAGAUGCCGCAGGGUCAUCUGUCAGAAGUUACGUGGCUCUCUCCGGAAUCUGGGUUAAAUGGAAGCACGUCCAAGACGCCUCUAUUGGGAUUAUCGGAGCAUAUUCCCUACACAGCUCCUACUUCAAGUUUAACGUCGGUGAAUCUGUUAAAUGUAACGGCACCUAAAGAGGACGCGCUAUUUACAUACUUGAAUAUGCCUGACCCGAGUCCGAAGAGAACAGCGGAAUCCUAUAAAUCACUGUCAACUACUUCAUCGUUAUUGGUAGAACAUCCUACCGAUACAGACUCGGAUCUAUCGAUUCAGAGUGAUCGGAUUAGUCCAACUCCGUCUCAUGUUUCAAUAGAAAUGGUCCCCAACGCUUUGGACGAUAAAGACGCUGAGACAAGUACGGAGAAUGCAAAUUUAUAUCCAUAUAAUGAAGCGCAGACCUUGGAUUGUGGAAAUCUGGAUAAGUCGACGACAGAAGCUACACAGAAUGAACACAGUAAUGCGGAAGAACAUUCAGAUAUAUUCUAUCCCCAGCCCAGAUAUAAAAUAAAAUCAAACGGUGUAAAAACGGAUAAUUUAGAUAAUCCAAUUGAUUCAGCGAACAAACGAAAAUAUACAAGAGAGAUGGAAAGGCACGUGGAAAAACAAAAUGAAUUUCCUGGGAAACAAACAGACUAUCAGAAAGAAAUCGUGGUUUUAAAUGAACAGUUGAAAACUUUGGAAGUAGAAAAGUUAGAGCAGUCAAAGCAAAUAAUAGAUUUGCAGUCUGUUAUUGACAGGAAAAAGCAGGAAUUAAACUCGAUUAGAUCGGAACUAGAACAGCAUAAGGCCAGAGCGCUGAGAACUUUACAAGAAAAGGAAAAACUCAUAACAGAACUGAAAAGCAACGCACCAACAGCUAUGGAUGAAGCCACGAUCAUGGAGUUGAAUCAAUUAAAGCAGGAACGUGACAGUGUUAGGGAGGAAAAUCAGCAAAUGUGCCAGCAGCUGAAAAUGCUGAGGGAAGAGUUGAUAAAUGCAGAUCUGAACUUGGAAAAGAUAAGACAAAAGUCAGCCGAGACAAAUCUACAAAAUCAAGAGAUUCUUGCUAGUGAAAGACGUCGAAGAUUAGAAGCGGAAGAAGAUAUAAGAUUGCGUUCAGAAGAAACAAGAUCCUUGAAAGAUGAACUAAUUAGUCAACGUAAUGGAUUUAGUUUACAAUUACAAAAGCAGAAUUCGGAGAUUUCUAAGCUUAAGUUGCAAUUAUCUGUAUCGACAACGCCGAGCAAUGAAAUGGAUUCGAGAAUAGCGACUCUUACCCAAACUCUGGUUCUAAAACAGCAAGCAUUGGAAUGUUUGACGACAGAAAGAAAUGCAUUACGUCUCCAGCUUGAGAAGAUUGAGCAUGAAUACAGAAAUGCUGCAGGCAAUUUACGGAGAAACAUAUCGUACAAUAAUAUAAACGAUACGGACGAUGCAAAAGCUCAAGUUCCCACGUUUUUAAUAGAAACACCGUUCGAUACCAGCGUUGCUAGAAGAGUAAAAAGAGCUUAUUCUUCAUUGGAUGCUAUAAGUGUUCGAACAGGAGUAUUUUUAAGGAGAUAUCCAUUAGCUAGAAUUUUAGUACUGAUUUAUAUGGCACUACUCCAUUUGUGGGUUUUGAUAGUUCUCUUAUCCCAAUCACCGGAAGCCCAUUAAUAAAAAUUAGUACUACAAAUCUUAAAGUAAAAAAAAAAAGAUAUAUAUUUAAAGGAAUUUCACAAUUUUUGUGAAUAUCAGAAAGCAAUAUUUGAGGGAUUAGAUCUUGUACAGUUUAACAUAGCAUAUCUUAAUCUAUAAAAUUAUUGUUAAAUAAACAUUCAAAUAAAAUAUAGUGAUAAAUCAGUGAUAGUCAUAAAGUAUUAUGAUUGUAAAAUUGUCUUUAUUUUUUUACUACAUAUUUAAAAGGGUAUAAUGUUACGAGGCUACAAAUAUAUAUGGGCAGCAUUUGAAAUAAAAUUAACUGGUGUAGAA
This is a messenger RNA of Temnothorax curvispinosus, 2209 nucleotides long. RefSeq names its product golgin subfamily A member 5 (gene Golgin84). The record is from RefSeq and is a predicted model, not a curated record. The transcript is spliced from 7 exons. Gene Ontology annotation, cellular component: Golgi cisterna; Golgi membrane. NCBI's taxonomy places the organism in Eukaryota, Metazoa, Arthropoda, Insecta, Hymenoptera, Formicidae. Gene Ontology annotation, biological process: Golgi organization; retrograde transport, vesicle recycling within Golgi. Bases 134 to 1894 code for a protein of 586 amino acids.